UUUCACACAGUUGUCAAUUCGUCAGUGAAAUAUUAUUAAUUUUAUUUUUAUGAGUAACUUAAUUACUCGAAUUUUCUUGUUAAAACAUAAUUUAACAACGAGCUCUAUUUGUGAUAAAAUAGAAUAAACUUUCCUAUUUACAUAAUUGUGUAUAUAUUAAAAUCAAAAUAGUGCGAAUGAAUUCUAACCUAAAAGUGACAUUACCACUACAUCCAUAUAUAUAUUUGUGUUAUUGAUAAAAAUUAGUUCACAAUUGGACUUAAAAUGAAACAUUUACGUAUUUUAUCUUUAUGAUAUUAUGCAUAUUAAACGGAUAUCAAUAAUUAGGCUGACGUCUUGAAGAAAAAGUUGGAAAGUCAUAAUUCAUGUGACCAGAGCACAUAUCAACAACAAUUUAUCUUCCAUUUAGAGAUAUUUUCUCCCUCGGGUGGUUCACGAACUCUAUUCUUGGUUUUGAUUUUUGAUUACAAAGUUUGUUGAAUAUAUUAACUACCACUUUUCUCAGUUCUGCAAAGCAAGCAGUUUCUUGUCAAGUUGUGUCGAACUGAGCACAGCUGUCAUAUGAGAAUUUACGUUCUUAUGUAAAGAUUCUAAUUUCGCUAUAUAGUUCACUUUAUAAAUAUUUUAUUACAAAAAAUAGUGAAAAUUUUGCAAAUUUCAUUUAUUUUAAUAUUAUAGGAAGAAACUAAUAAUAUUAAAAAGAAUCUCGAAGAAUUAUAUAGAUUUGGAAAUGUGUUGAGCUAGAAAAUAAUUUUUUUUUUUUUUUUUUUUUUUGCAAAAAUGGUAAGCAAAUUGCCUCAAGAAUUUCGAAGAUAUCAACGAAAUCGAAAUCAACUUCGUCAUAUUCUCAAGGAAACACAACGAGUUCUGGAUGUAAUCAGCCUUGAAAAUAUUUUUCCAGGAGAAAACAUCAUCGAUGAAUUAUUACCAGCCUGGACACUUAAUAAAAUCAAUCAUAUUCUUGAAAAUGCUCCGGCUAUAGUAAUUUUUGGGCAAAAUUCAAAAGCAAAAGCAUCUCUAGUCAAUUGUAUUCUUGGUACUGAUAUUUUACCAAUAAUAUCUGGAUCAUGGCGAUGGAUAAAAUUAGCCUACGGUCAAACAAAUCACGUCAGUUUAACACUUGGUUUAGAAUAUGAGGUUGUGGAAAAUCUUGAAGCUAAUGAAAAAUCAUGGAAUACACUUCCCGUUGAGGAUUUAAAUGAAUCUGGUAGUCAAGAUCCAAAUUGUCCAACUGUUCUUGAAGUGAAAAUAAAUCAACCAAAUUUAAAAGAUGGAGUACAAAUAUUUAUUGUUCCCGAUACUGGUGGCGUUAAAGUACUCUCAAAAGGAAGUCUUAGUAUUUUACCAAUAUUUCUCUAUGCUCUCGGUGAAGAGCCACUUACUGAGGAUAAUAUGAAAGAAUUACGUGAAUUAAAAGAAACCUAUCCUUAUAAUUCGGUUUUAUUUAUUUCAUCAUUGUCACGAAUUACAACCGAUGGUUUUGAUGCUGAACUCACUGAAUCUGAACAACAUAGACUACACGUUGAAUCAAGUGAUUCGUUUAAUCAACAAAAAGAUGAAAAUAUUUCACAAAAUGAUAAAAUAAAUUCACUUGGUCUCAAUUGGCUUGAACAACUCACGAGUCUUGGUUUUUUGAGAUUACAAGAAUCGGAUGAAGUGGAUCGUGCCACAUGGCUUGUUGGAGGUGAAUAUGCAAAUACAAGUAGACUAAUGACAUCAUGUAAACGAAUAGAACAAAUUAGUUUCUUUAUACGCGCUAGUCUUCAAAGUUAUUUAGUAAAUACUUGCAAUUAUUUGAAUGAAGUUCACACGACGAGUCUUCGAAAAUUUAUUCUAAUUGCCUUCGAUAUGGCAAGGGAAAUUCAAAUAACUCCAAAGAGAAUUCUCUACGCUCAGAAAAAAGAAAAUGAAUUAUAUGCGUCACUCGUCAAGGUUGUGAGCGAUAAACAAGUUGAAUUAACAGAAAUGAUUCAUGGGAUUAUUCAAGAAAUGAAGGAUGAAAUUUCUGUGGCGUCAAUUGAAACAUUACAAUAUGAAAAUUCAUCAAUAAGCGAUUCAGAAAGAAAAGAAUGGUCGGCAACUGUUCGUGCAGCAACCACCGAAGUUCAAAGGAUAGUACUCAGUCGUUUAGGCGAUAGAGUUGCUAAAGAACUUGUAAAUUCGAUAAAUUGUCUUCGUGAAACAUUUUUUGGUACACUUGAAAGAUGUUUGUUGAGUCUUGAAAAAAGUUGUGAACAUGAAUCAAAUUUAUCGGCAAGCGAUGCACUUCAACAAAUUCUUUCAGCUGCUUAUAAUUUAGAAUUACAUAAUUCCUCACCAUCGCUUAUACAUUCAUUUCUUGAGAGAUUGGUACAACUUUUUAAAACAAUGCCUUUACUUUGGUCACCAACACCAAAUUUAGAUGCAAAUUGGAGGAAAAAAGUGACAAUUGAUAUUCUCAAUUCACUAUCGGCGAGUCGACUUGCAAGGGCAAUUUCAACACAAUUUAAAGAUAAAGUAAAAUCAUCACAUGAUACAUUUCAACAGGCAUUGAAAUCAUUGGAGAAUCAUUAUUCGGGAAAAUUGGAAAGAACUGAGGAACAACGUAUGGCUAUUAGAAAAUAUCAUGCGCCAAGAUUGGCAAAAUUGGCACUUGAAUCAACGUCAAUGUGCGAUAUGGUGAGAUAUGGAAUUCCUCAUCAGGGUAAAGAAAUUGGUAGAGGACAAUAUGGUGUUGUAUUUGCAUGUGAUGGUUGGGGUGGAGCACCAGGACCAUGUGCAGUGAAAUCAGUUGUACCACCUGAUGAAAAACAUUGGAAUGAUUUGGCAAUGGAAUUUUAUUAUACAAGAUCAAUUCCUGAUCACAAGAGAAUAGUGAAAUUAAGAGGAUCAGUUAUUGAUCAUUCAUAUGGUGGUGGUUGUGGUUUUGGAGCGGCUGUUCUAUUAAUUACCGAUCGUAUGACGAGGGAUCUCUAUUGUGGAAUACGUGCCGGAUUAUCGUGGCUUGAGAGAAUACAAAUUGCCAUUGAUGUAUUGGAGGGAAUUAGAUUUUUACAUUCACAAGGACUUGUUCAUAGGGAUAUUAAAUUGAAAAAUGUUUUAUUGGAUAUGGAUAAUCGUGCAAAACUCACUGAUUUGGGUUUUUGUAUUACCGAAGCAAUGAUGUCGGGAAGUGUCGUUGGAACACCUGUUCAUAUGGCACCGGAAUUAUUAUCAGGACAUUAUGACAGCAGUGUUGAUGUUUAUGCUUUUGGCAUUUUAUUUUGGUAUAUUUGUGCUGGAAAUGUUAGAAUACCCUAUGCUUUUGAACAAUUUCACAAUAAGGAACAACUCUGGAGUAGUGUGAGAAAAGGUAUUCGACCAGAACGUUUAUCACAUUUUGAUGAUGAAUGCUGGAAGCUGAUGGAACAAUGUUGGGCUGGUGAACCAUCGCGACGACCAUUGCUGGGAGCAAUUUUACCUGUUUUAAAGUCAAUUCAACAAAAAGCAGAAAGAGGCAAGUCCUUACAAGAGCUCAGCGAAUCGAAACUAGAGGAUUCAUUUUCUAUCGAGUCAAGAGACCCGGUUUUGGCUUUAUCCGAACCUAAUAACCAAAGAGGCACAAAAGUUAAUCCUCAUCCAUUAAAACGUAAAUCUCAUCGUCCUAUUAAACCUCCUAUUUUUCCCAUGACUAACAUUUUUCAAACUAGCGCUUGUUCUAAUCUUUUCAUUCAAAUGAGGGAAUUUUAACACCUCUUUAUUUCCUAUUUUUUUUUUUUUUGUAUCUAAUCACCUGGUGUAAGAAAUCUUUUCUCCUCAGUAUUAAUUUCGAGACUGUUUUUCCUGUCUUCAUACUAUUAUCACUCUAAAAAAUUUUUCCUGUAAUCAAAAAUAGAAAAUAGAAUCUCAAUUUAAUGAUUUUAAAUGCACCAUUGGUUAUUUUGCAAUUUUUAUUUAAUAACAGUCUGAUGCAAAGAAAUUGUUGAUUAAAAAAAAGAAACUACAAAAAAAGAAAUUAAAUUCUGUAAAAAUUUUAAAAAAAAUUUAUUAAUUAGUUUAGAUGGUUAUUAUAUAAACGUUUUAAUUUUUUAUUAAUAUUCGAUGAAUACUCGAACACGCGAAGAUGAAAUAUAAAUAUUGUAUAUUUAAAUCUUCCUGUUAAUAAAUUUUGAUAAAUAAAUAUUUUUUCUAUUUUA
Messenger RNA from Leptopilina boulardi, 4154 nucleotides. RefSeq names its product dual serine/threonine and tyrosine protein kinase-like (gene Ripk5). Gene Ontology annotation, biological process: protein phosphorylation. The transcript has 4 exons. The coding region runs from base 781 to 3708 and encodes 975 amino acids. The record is from RefSeq and is a predicted model, not a curated record. NCBI's taxonomy places the organism in Eukaryota, Metazoa, Arthropoda, Insecta, Hymenoptera, Figitidae. Gene Ontology annotation, molecular function: ATP binding; protein kinase activity.